This is a messenger RNA of Postia placenta MAD-698-R-SB12, 5492 nucleotides long. RefSeq lists its product as hypothetical. The record is from RefSeq and is a predicted model, not a curated record. Gene Ontology annotation, cellular component: cytosol; RQC complex. Gene Ontology annotation, biological process: ribosome-associated ubiquitin-dependent protein catabolic process; rescue of stalled cytosolic ribosome. The transcript is spliced from 19 exons. NCBI's taxonomy places the organism in Eukaryota, Fungi, Basidiomycota, Agaricomycetes, Polyporales, Adustoporiaceae. The coding region runs from base 1 to 5427 and encodes 1808 amino acids. Gene Ontology annotation, molecular function: ribosomal large subunit binding; ubiquitin protein ligase activity.
AUGGCGCCAAAGGGGAAGUCCUCAGCGUCUUCGGGGACACGCAAGAAGCAUGCGAGGAAGGCGGCGGCAGGCGGCCCUGUCGAAGAGCCCGUACUUCCCAAGGAAAAGAGGGCCAAGGGCAAGGACAAGAAGAACCAAGAGCCCAGAAAGAAGGUAUACAUACCGCCUGUGAAGCCCGUCCCAGUACAGCCGGAUCCGCUGGAUACCCUCGGCAUUGCGCAGAAAGUGCCACCCGAACUGCUCGUCGUGCUGAAACGGCUUGCGAAGAAGGAUUCAAUCACGAAAAGGAGAGCUUUGGAAGACCUUCAAGCGGGCUGGGUGGACAAUGUCCGACGCGAAGGGGAGAGCAGCAGUCUACUGCCCGAUCUGCUGGAAUCUAUCCCAGUAUGGCUACACCAUGUCCCUGCACUUUUCAUGCACCCAUCUCGCCGCAUCCGUCUACUUGCCGUCGGACUGCACUCGUCCCUUCUCCAUCUCCCGCGCGUUUUAACCGACGCGCUCCUGUAUGCUAUAACCGACGGUGUCUCUUCUGAUAACGCCGAGUACAUUAUCGGUGCGUGGUGCACGGCUGCACAUGAUGUCGAUCGCCAGGUUUCGUUGCUUGCGCGCCAGUCCUGGGUCCGCUCCGUCUCACUCUCCUCUGCUGUGCCCGAACAAAAGCUCCUUCUUGAGGGCGCGCUCCUCCAGCAGCUGUGGGGUUACACGCACAGGACACUGCUAGACCCUAGUGGUGUAUAUGCGUACGUCAACCCUCCGCAGGCUGUCGCACAUCCACCGUCGGUACAUCAAGGACGGAGGGGGUCAGGGCGUGCACCUCCUACCCCAGUGCGGAAGGAUAGGGAAGAAGAGGCGAAUGCGCGUGCAAGGACAGAGGAGGAAGAGGAGAAUGAGCUAGAUCGAAAUGCGCGGCUGCGCGUCGGUGCCUGCGGUGCGGCGGAGUGGCUCAUCAACGCGCUUGCUGGCUCUGAGAGCACGGCAAAAGCGCUCACGGACGAGUUUCUCGCGCCUUUCGCAAACCCUGCGCUGUGGUCUGCACUAUGCCAUGCCCAAACACCGCCAUUUGUGCAGAUCGAUGGACCCGGGUUCGGGUUUGCGCAGCCUGGCGUGCGAAGGGCGGCAUGGUCUCUUCUGCAGACAAUGUUGCGGUCGUGUAAAGCCGGCAUUCAAGGACUGGUACCCGUCCUGAGCGGUGCCGUUCUGCGAUCCGCCUGGGUUGAGCCAGAUGUGAACGUCAGGGCUACCAUGUGGCAACCUCUGCUCACGUUUCUCAAGGAUCAUCCAUCUGCCUGGGAAGUUGAGGCAAUCUCCGAACAAGAACAGGACGCGGAUGACUCCAAUGCCGAGUCGGAUGGGAGUGAAGAUGAGGAGGAAGCAACGCCUCGGAAGGCAAUUCCGAAGGAAUCGGGCACCAUAGGGCCGUCGCAGGCUUACCGCGAGUUCCUCCAGUUCCUUGAACUCGGUUGCGGCGGUGUGCCCUUGCAGGGCUACCCGACAGUACUCAUCAUUCUCGCCACGAUCCCACCUACUGUUAUCUCGUCGUUUUCCCCUUCGCCUCUGCAAGCCCUCUUCACCUCGUUCUGGGCUGCGCUAGAUGGUCGUGCGCUCAGUUCGCUGGACCGGAAGGCAGCCUCGGCUGCAUUUCUUUCUUCGCUGCUUGAAUGUCUUGUGCUUAUGGUGCGCCGCCUGGUGGCUGCAUCACCAGAGGUCGCAAAGUCGUUGGCAGGCACGUCUCUGCAGGCUGGCGACGGUACUGACGUACAGCGAGAAGCGGCACAGUCGCUCUUACGAGAGCAGUUCAGCAGGGCAUGGGAGGAGCUGAGCUCCAAGCGGCUCAAGAUCGAGGGUGAGACGGCAGGGUCAAUCAUCGCGAAGAACUUGACAACACUGUGUCGAUUCGAUAGCGGUAAGUGGCGAAAAUCGCAUGGAGCUUUUGUCGCCUCGUCUAACAAUUCGGUCCUUCCUGGAGACUUGUUCCAAGCCGCAUGGGAUGCACUCGCAUCCGCGAUCAGAACGCAAGUCCACGCGCCAGAUACGCCUGUGUCACCCCUUGUGUCACACGUGCUGCAAGUCCUGCAGAGACAAUUUGAGCAGGGCUCUGUUCCCGCGGCUGCUGCGCAAGCAUUGACAAGAGAGAUUGUUCAGGAUGCUAUCCAACAGUGGGAAAAAUUGCUGGAGUCGGAGCAUGCACCUGAAGUAGGGCGCGUCGAAGCUUUGGUCGGUAUAUUCGAUGUGUUCGGGGCGUCCAUCUUCGGUCAGCCUGACCUGGCGAAGUCUGUCGACGAGACGAUUCGCCAACACACGAUUCGUCUGCUGACGACGUCACCCCGCAUGUUCCUCGUGUAUCUGAAGCACCGGGGAAAUCGCCAGCUUUGCUUCCAGCUUUGGCAAGACAUCCUUCGCGCUGUCGCAACGCACACGAGCGGUGUCAGUGUGAUCCUAUCGCCGUUCCUAGAUGCCGCGGAAGGCAGUCUCCUUCCCGACUACCUCAAGCCAGAGUCAGGCAGUCUGGACGAUUUGGCAGGAGACUUGCUUGCCGAGGCCUUGUCUGGAUCACGAACGAUAGCCGAGGUCACAAUCGUUCGUCGGCUUUUCCGCUCACCAGACUAUUUCAUCUCGCAACCCUGCUUCCAGAGUCUGCUUGCAAGUCUUAUAUCCAACUUCACCUUGCAUUUCGCACAUGCCCUGCGAGAUGAGACGGUAUCGACAGACGAUUUCAACACGUCCCUCGACCUGAUCCAAGGCCUCGCUAACACACACCCCGCUAUCUUGUUCUCCGAAGAGAAUGCCAAGUCGCUCUUCCCUGAUGUCUUCUUGUUCUCCCACCUGCUCCCGCGGUUCACAUCCGUCAGCGAGCAACAACAGAACAUCGCCCGCGAUCUGUGGCGUAGCUGGUUGUCGAACUCCCCAUACGAAGUAAAGAGUAACACGCUGGCGAUCUUGAGGCAGCGGAUCAAGGAGCUCUUACUCGACUGUGACGUUCGUCCAACAGCGGAGCAGAUCGUGCGCAUGGUCUUGGAAAACCUCUCAGGGUUAGACAUGGACUCAUCGCUGGAGACUUUACCGUCCCGAGCGGAUUUGGACGACAUGCUCAUCCGGCUACCUUAUACACCUGCUGACCCCAGCUUGGCGGUUGUCGACCCUCUCGUCCCACCACCGAGCUUGUGCGAGCCCCUGCCCGCCGUGAGCGGAAAAUACGACCAAGCUGGGUUUUCCGUAUACGCGCGGGCGGUAUAUGCAUUGCUUCUUCGUUUCCUCGAGGAUCGGCACGCAGCAAAAAUCAAUGUGUGGGCAUUGCGACAUCUCCUGGCGCUUUCUUUGUAUGCGGAGGAGAUACUCCAAUCAUUGGCAGUCCCGAGUCCCGUUUUCUCUGGACAUAUUCCAAGGAGCAGCCUCGUCGACAUACAGGCGCGGGUGAGCCAAAUUGCAGCGUACCUCCUAUCUAGUGGCCACGAGGAUGGUUGGCAUAACACUGUCGUCGGCACCAUAAUGGCCAGCAAAGGCAGCGAUAUGCUAGACGGUGUCGGCCAAGUUGUGUAUGAGCAAAUUCAGCACGCCAAGCUUAAGGACACACCUAGGGAGUCCCGGAUUAUCCAUGUGAUCUUGCAACACGUUCUCAGCUUCGUGACGAAACCGGAGGCUGAGCAGUGGUUGCAGCUUGCUCGGAGACUUGAGAAGCAAGCGCCGCAUAUGUCUCUGGCGAUCAUCUACUCGAUUACUCAGUAUGCUCCCGAGCCGCUGAUGCUGGAUAGGUAUAGGAAUGAGCUGGCAGCAGGCAUGCUAGGGGUGCCCCCAUCGAAGGCAAACACGGAGGGCCUAUGGCUUCUACGCAGACUGGCUGCAGUUGCGCCUGAUCCUGAAUCUGACAUCAUCUUCCUGCCGCAGCUCCGAGCAGUGAACUUGAUGAAGGUGUGCCAACAAUGGAUUGCGUCGGACGAGGACCUCGACGAAGAGGUCGAGAGCGAGAUGACGCUAGUGUUCUUCCAUCUUGCUCCCAUCCUUCAGAACGUCCAGGGCGUGCACUGGGAUCUGAUUUUCGAUGUCAUGGAAAACAACCUCGAGAACGCAUCCCUCAAGGAGGCUUCUACGCUCGUAAACCUGAGCAGAACGCUACGACUGUUGAUCGCCGUUGAGGAUUUGACAUCAACCAACAGGUCCCUUCGUGCAGUCUGGCAAGAGCGCGAGACUACAUGCCUUUCCCUUGUUCGCGAUCUUGCGGCGACAAAGCUUGACUUGGAUAGAACAUUUACUCCGGUAUCUAUCUGUCGGGAGCUUGCUCUGCAGAUCGUUCAGGACUUGCCCGAGUCCCUCAUGGACGCGAAGACGUUGCCAAAGAUGUGUCACGUUAUUACGGAUACGUCGGCUGACGUCCAAAGGAUGGCAUACCAGUGCCUGCAUGAGGCCGCUAAGAAGUACACGGAGCAUAUAGUCAUUGAAGCAGCCGUAGAAUCCGAGGACCCCGUGAAGCCUGAGUUGCCCGUGGAGCUGCUCGACAUACUUCAGCGGAGUAUUUAUUCCGAUGAUGGAAUGGAAGCGACCAGUCAAGAAACGUCCGGCUACUUCCUGGCCUGGAUGCUGGCUCUCGAUUUGUUCGCGAAUGCCUCGCUGAAGGUCAAGUCUGGCUACAUUGAUCAGCUUCGCGAACUUGGUCUUGUCUAUGAUAAUCUGCUACCGAGCAUCUUCACCAUCCUCGGAUUGUAUGACGGGUUGCCUAAAGCAUUCAAGCUCGACAUCUGGGCCAUCGAUGAGUAUUAUCUGGACUUCUGCUCACCAGGAUCACCGUUAAGCCUCCGUCUUCUGGCGGCCCAUCUGUACUACCGCGCCCUGCUUGUGGUCCCUUCGCUCAUCCGCGGCUGGCUCUCUGACUGCCGCGACCGCCAGCUUCUCAGCGCCAUCACCGCGUACACCGCCGCACACUUCUCGCCCGCCAUCGUGCGGUCUGUGCUUGCGACGCUGCGCGACCCUGGCGCUGCGCCGGACCUCGCGGACGAUAACUUCAGCGUCCGCGUCGCGGGCGCUGUCGGCGAGGUCACGGCCGCAUACCUGCUCGACGACCACAAGCUCGAGCUCGUGGUGCGCCUCCCGCAGGACUACCCGCUGCACGGCUUCGAGGUGCGCGACCGCAAGCCCGUCGGCGUCGCGGAGGAGCGGUGGCGUGCGUGGGUGCUCGGCGUGCAGCAGAUCCUCUCGUUCCGGAGCGGCAGCAUCGUCGACGGCCUGGCGUUCUUCAAGAAGAACAUCACGUCGUACUUCGAGGGCCUCGCGGAGUGCGCGAUCUGUUAUUCGUUCAUCAGCGCGAUGGACGGCAGCUUGCCGCGCAAGCCCUGCAAGACGUGCAAGAACCGCUUCCACGCCGGGUGUCUCUAUAAGUGGUUCCACAGCAGCCACUCGUCGAGCUGCCCGCUCUGCCGCUCGGAGAUCUUCUUCUGAGGAGCGUUGGGUGCCGCAGGACCGUCGUAGUACCAGAAGCCCCAUUACCGUUACCGUGUAUUCUA